CUGAAAGAACCUUACGUCCAUUUCUUGCACUAUGACAUUUCUUUACUAUGUUGGAGAUGUUAGCAUGUCUCUAACAAGACUGGUCACAAACAUGAACCCUGCACAAUCUAAUGUGUAGUGUCCUAUUAACUCACUGUCAUGCAUUGUGUGCAACACAUUUCUUAGGGUUAAGAUGCUUUUUGAAUUACUUUUUUCUUAACUAGGAUCUUUAAUUUUAAGAGGACACACUCACAUUUCUAAGAAUUUUCUUAGAAUUUUGUCUCAAGGAGUAAGUCUUUGCAUUAAGAAUUUUCAUGAAUACAGGCCCUGGUCUCCAGUCUGAUUUUAUGUUUGUUCCCCCUCUCUGUAAGAACCUAGAUCUGGUCCAGCAGUGAAAGUGUCGCGUUGGAGUACGUAUGUACAAAGAAGUUAACGCUGAGUUACAUUUUAGACACAGCAUAAUCCCUUUUCACACAUUCAGUCUCUUCAGUCUGGUGAAUUGUUGUUAAGAGAUCACGUGUGAACAGGACCUUUUCAAAAGUGCUAGUAAAUUGGUUAUGGCAAUUUACCCAUAUGAAAUAUUACCAUUAAGUUAGCGGUAUGAUACUGUGUGAACAAAGACAUCAAGAUUACUGGUAUGUGUACAUAUACAGUCCAAACGCACUGACCAGCUUUCAUAAAAUCAGUUCUCAUGGAGAUGACACAAAUACUCCACACUUUUACAGUAAGCCCUGCUGCUUUUUUAAUAGUAUUUCUAUAUAUAUAUUUUUCAUUCAUCAGUGUGGCGACUCUUCGGUUUGAUACUAUUAUACAUGUCUUGUGUUUAUAAGAGCAAAAAUGCAUUCUGUGUGAUCAUAUAGUUCAUGUUUUGUUUAUUUACAGAUUCUGGUAAUUUUAUAGUCAUUUACUGUGAUUACUGUGAGAAAGGAAUUGUUGCUUCUUGCUUUGAUACACAACAAAUGUAGUUCCAAAUGGGAUGAUUAUUUUACACAGUUAAUCAAACAAGAACUUAACACUGAGUUACAUUUUUGACCCAAUAUCGUCUGUUUCACAAUAAAUGAGCUUCAUUGAUCAGUCUGUGUUAAUACAUCUAAAUGCCUCCUCAGAUGCUGCUUCUGCCACUUCUGAGGUGCAAAGAUGGAUUUUGUCAAUACAAGAACUAACCAGUUUUCAUACAGGGCCGGAAUUCAUUUGAAAAUGUAAGAUCAGCAAAAGCUGUUGGUUCUCAUGAUGUUAAAGGAGAUGGACAUGUGAGCGGAAACUGUUACUUGGGUCACAACCAGAUAAAUAUCACAGCCAGAUAAAUGUGUGUUUGGUGAAGAAGUGAAGUCAGUGAGAGAAAGACGUUCAGUCACUCUAAAUUCUGGUCUUACUGAAAUAAUGGAUGGUGAUCUGAUUCAGUGGAGGUUUUUUAACACUUUAAUUGCUGAAAUAAAAAAACUGGGUGAGACAAUCACUGUAUUUUAUGAUGUUCUUGAUGGGAGAUUCGGAAACAGACUGAAGCUGGACAAUCAAACUGGAUCUCUGACCAUCACAAACACCAUAGCUGCACUCUCUGGACAGUAUGAACUACAGAUCAACAGUGUGAGAAAGAGAUUCAGUCUCACUGUUCACUCUGGGCUUAGUUUUAGAGGUGCAAAUUUGGUAGUGUCAGCGAUGGUGGGAGAAUCAGUCACUCUAAACGCAAACUUUAUUAACAUGGCUGAUGAUGAUCUGUUUCAGUGGACAUUUUUAAAUGAAAACACUUUAAUAGCUGAAAUCAAUAAAGAGGCCAACAGCAUGACUGUAUAUGAUGAUGUUCUUGAUGGGAGAUUCAGAGACAGACUGAAGCUGGACAAUCAAACUGGAUCUCUGACCAUCACAAACACCACAACUGAACAUGCUGGACGUUAUAAACUACAGAUCUACUAUAUAAGGAUUGAUUACAUUCUCACUGUCUAUGCUCGUCUGCCUGUUCCUGUAAUCAGCAGUAACUCUUCACAAUGUUCAUCAUCAUCAUCAUCACAGCAGAAUUGUUCAUUGGUGUGUUCAGUGGUGAAUGUGAGUCAUGUGACUCUCUCCUGGUACAAAGGAAAUAGUUUAUUGUCCAGCAUCAGUGUGUCUGAUCUCAGCAUCAGUCUCUCUCUACUUCUGGAGGUGGAAUAUCAGGAUAAAAACACCUACAGCUGUGUGGUUAACAAUCCCAUCAGCAACCAGACUCAACAUCUGGACAUCAGCAAACUCUGUCACACAUGUUCAGACUCUGUCCACUGUUGUGGUUCUACUGAAGCUGUGAUCCGAUUGGUCCUCUCUGCCCUGGUGGGUGUGGCUACUGUCAUUCUUCUGGUUUAUGUCAUCAGAUCCAGAAGAGCUGAACAAGAUCAAGCACAUAUUCACACAUCAGAAGCCUAAAUGAUGUAAUUUCUCAUGCAACUAUUUUACAUUUAUCAUUUAAUAAUCUUAUUUUUACAGGCUCUAUAUUCAUCUGCUGGUUUUGAUGUGGCCCAUUUGUAAAUGCUCACAUUAGAUUCAGUACAGCAAGCUUUCCUUCUUCAUUUUUUUUUUUUUUUUUUUGUAAUAUAUAUGCAAUGUAGUCUUUCAUGUUUGAUUAAGUGAUUUAAUGGCUUUUAAAAAUGUAUCUGUCUUUCAGUGUUAUUCAGUUCAGUUUGAAAGCUCUGU
Molecule: messenger RNA, 2637 nt
Organism: Labeo rohita (rohu)
Lineage: Eukaryota; Metazoa; Chordata; Actinopteri; Cypriniformes; Cyprinidae
Product: CD48 antigen
Exons: 6
Coding region: 1360-2370 (336 amino acids)
Source: RefSeq, a predicted model, not a curated record